Messenger RNA from Talaromyces proteolyticus, 1125 nucleotides. Its product is annotated as alpha/beta hydrolase fold-domain-containing protein. The transcript is spliced from 2 exons. NCBI's taxonomy places the organism in Eukaryota, Fungi, Ascomycota, Eurotiomycetes, Eurotiales, Trichocomaceae. Gene Ontology annotation, molecular function: hydrolase activity. The coding region runs from base 1 to 1125 and encodes 374 amino acids. The record is from RefSeq and is a predicted model, not a curated record.
AUGGACCAGGCUGCACGAGUUAACGAUCCUGAACGAUGGGAUGAAUUCAGCCCUCUCGACCCAGAGCUCGUUGAGAUGCUCGAGAAUGGCGUUCAGCGACGGCUGCCAGGCAUCGGAUCCUCUGCUUCUGCUCUGGCGCAAACACGCGCGGCGUGGCACCAGGCGCUCCGUGACGAUACCGACAAACUUCUGGCAGCAGCAUCUGGUGAUGUGACCGAGGCAGAACUGUUUAUCCCGGUUCAAGACGGUCAUAAAGUCCGCGCUCUCCUGUAUCGGUGCCAUAACUCGCCCGAACAGGAGAACGAAAACAAGCCGCUGGUGAUCAUGAUCCAUGGUGGCGGAUUCUGUAUUGGCAGUCCUGAAAUGGAAUCUGCGGCGUGUAUUCGCACUGUGCAGGCCUGUCGUUGUGUUGCUGUCAGCCUGGACUACCGCUUGGCACCGGAAUCUAAGUUCCCAACCGCUUAUGAAGAUUGCUGGGAUGCAAUUCGCUGGGUAAAGCAGCAGCCUUUCUCCCUACCAGAUGUUCUAACUGGCUUACAUUCAAAUAAUUGCUUACAGGUUAUUGAUAAUGCGAGCGCGUUGCAGGUAGAUUUAUCUCAAGGCUUUGUCCUGGGCGGUUCUUCUGCAGGUGGCCAUAUCACAAUCCCCCUGAUCCAUCGAGCGCGCGAUAUUGGUCUUUAUCCGCCUAUAACGGGCGUGUACUUGAGUGCUUUUCCCACCCUCGUACCACAGGCAAUGACCGACAAAUAUCAAGAUCUCUACAAAAGUCGGGAAAGCCUAGGGCGCAAUGCAAAUGGCUCACUAUCAUCAAAGUCGAUUGCAUUUUUUGAUCAGGUAGUAUCUCCGGAUAUCACUUCACCUUUAUGGAACCCUCUGCUCUGGCCAACCGGCCAUGCAGACCUACCCCCGCAUUUCUUUCAAAUCUGCGGGUCUGAUAUCCUUAGGGACGAAGCACUGAUUUAUGAAAGAGAGCUGCGUCUGGACAAUCAAAUCCAGACACGUGUAAUCGUAUAUCCCGGGAUGCCACAUAUAUUUUGGUAUAGCUAUCCAACACACUCUCUCUCCUCGAAGUUUGCAGAGAACUGCACUGAAGGCUUGAAGUGGUUACUUGACGGUCGACGGUAG